AGCCGUUGAGCAAUUUGUGAUAACCUAUCAUGCCUCUCGACUUUUACCCCAAUGGACUUUUAGAUUCAUUCAAAAUUGCUAUUGGCGUUAAAGUCAUUAUUGCCUGAUACAGCAGAACGGCGAUUAAAAAAGUAUCAGUAUCAGUCGGCGUUUACUGAGCAAAAUGUCCGAAACAACGGAGAAUAGACCGUUUAAUUGGAAAUCCAUGACAAAAUUCCUACUUCAAAGUGGUGACGUAGAGCUAGAGCGUGAACUGUACAAAGGCUUGCAAAAGGAUCCUAUUCUAUACCCUGUGGGAAAUCGGCCCACUCAUGACGAAGCUACCCAAAUAUCAGUGCGAAACUCUUUCAAAUUGUGCGAAUUGCGAAAAUUGUUCUCGGAUCGAAUAACUUUUACUGCCUUGUUCAAACUUACGAGUCAUGUUUCGGUGGGGGCCGGUAUACAAGAUGGUAUCUCCAGCGCGCUGUUUGUCGGUGCUUUAAAUAGCGUUGGAACUGACCGCCAUUUGAAGUACGUUGAACUGGAGAAGAGAGGAGAGAUCAUUGGAGCGUAUUGCUUAACAGAGAUAGGUCAUGGAAGUGAUACUAGAUCGAUGAGAACGGAAGCCGUGUACGAUAAAGAGAGUCGCGGGUUUGUCUUGAACACACCCAAUUUUGAAGCUGCCAAGUGUUGGUCUGGGAACGUAGGGCGAAUCGCAACACAUGCAGUUGUCUACGCUCAACUUAUAAUACCUGACGACGGUAAUUACGGUUUGCAGCCCUUCGUUGUCCAAAUCAGAGACACGCGCACACUUCUACCACGUCCAGGAGUAACAAUAGCGCACUUGGGGGAAAAAGUUGGAUUGAACGGAGUUGACAAUGGAGUGAUAAUUUUCAACAACUUUCGUAUUCCAAAAGAGAAUCUACUCAAUAGACUAGGGGACAUUAAUGACGAAGGGAAUUACGUUCUGGAAGUUGCGGAUACGCGCAAACAGUACGCAAUCGCUUUGAGCGUGCUGUUCGGGGCUAGAAUUUCAGUUGUGAUCCUUACCGUCGCCAAUUUAACUCACGCCUUAGUAAUUGCUGUGAGAUGCCUGUUCAAUCAAAAUCGAACGGGACAUCCUCGUAUAAGGACCCUAAUGCCGCACUUGGCUAUCGCUUACGUGGGCACCAUUUUUUCGCCACUGGUCCUCCAACUUAGGACACAACUGGCGAACGUUCUUGAAAAGGACGAUGAUAGUUCCACCAAAAUGCUUUCCGAGAUGCAUGCUAUCGCAACGGCGGCAAAGUCGAUAUCCAGCUGGCAAUCGCGUGAUGGUGUUAAAGAAUGCGUUGAAGCUUGCAGCUCAUUAGCGUAUUAUAGAGAUUCUGAUUUGGUAAGAUUGAAAAGCGAUAACGAAGCGAACUGCACGUAUGACGGUGAGAACCACGUUUUAAUACAGCAAACCUCGAACUGGUUAAUGAAACUCUGGCCAGAAGUCGCGAAGGGCACUAUAGUAGAGUUUCCACUGGGAUCUGUUUCAUUUUUGAACAAAGAAGUAUUGAACACGACAUUUCACGUGUCCAAUAUGCAACAGUUUAUGGAUCUCAACAACAUUUUGGGGUACUAUCGAUGGCUGAUCACUUACUUAUUGAAGAAAAGCCAUGACAAGCACGUUCGCCUCUUAGAAAACGACCAAUUUUCGAGAAAAAACGAAAACCAAGUCUAUUAUCGCAAAAGCCUGUCUGUCGCUUACUUUGAGCAUUUCACCAUUCAGAUUGUAAGUUUAAAGGUGAAAGAAGCCGCAGAUGAUGAAAUUAGGAUUGUAUUAACAAAGCUUCUCAGUCUGUACGGAAUUUGGAAUUUGCAAAAGUUUGUGCCUUAUUUUUAUGAAGGCGGCUACGUACACGGUUCUUUAUUUGCCGAGUAUAUAGAGGACUCUAUUUUGUUACUAAACCACGAGCUGGAAAAGGACGCUCUUUCGUUAGUCAACGCCAUCGCUUCACCUGAUGUCUUUGGAUGGUCAGCUGUGGGUUAUUCCGGUGGUCAAAUAUACGAACGCUUAGAAUCAGCAAUACUGCAACAGUUGGGGGUAUUCUCAACACCUGCCUGGAUAUCAGAAAUAAAGAACUUAAAAUCAAAACUCUAACAGGACUAUUUCAUGCUCCGAUAGCUUAAUAUUAAUAAUAAAACGUACCUACACUACAGUACAAUUUCACUAUGUUUCAUGUGAGUUCUGAGCAGUCGAUUACUUUUAUUGUACUAUUUCGAUCAUAUCUUCAAGGUUCAAUGUUA
Molecule: messenger RNA, 2253 nt
Organism: Photinus pyralis (common eastern firefly)
Lineage: Eukaryota; Metazoa; Arthropoda; Insecta; Coleoptera; Lampyridae
Product: peroxisomal acyl-coenzyme A oxidase 3-like
Exons: 9
Coding region: 164-2107 (647 amino acids)
Biological process (GO): fatty acid beta-oxidation using acyl-CoA oxidase; lipid homeostasis
Cellular component (GO): peroxisome
Molecular function (GO): fatty acid binding; FAD binding; pristanoyl-CoA oxidase activity
Source: RefSeq, a predicted model, not a curated record